AUGGUUUCCAGACAGCAGCUCCUGAGACUGACUGAGGAGACAGUUUGUCCCAUUUGUCUCGACUUCUUCACCGAUCCGGUUAUACUGGAGUGCGGACACAAGUUCUGCCGUUCCUGUAUCACCCAGAGAUGGGAAAAAAAGGAGAUAAACUCCUGUCCGGAAUGCAGAGAGGUGUUUCCGGAAAGAGCCCUCAGGGUAAAUCGGGCCUUAGCGAAUCUGGCCGAGGAGUAUCGAAAGUUAAAGCUGGAUCCGAAAGAGAAGGAAAGUAAACCUCACUGUGAGGAACAUCAGGAAGAUCUUAAACUGGUUUGUGAAACUGACAGGAAAUUGAUCUGUCUGAUUUGUAGAGAUUCGCGGGAACACAGAGAGCACCGCUUCCUGCCGAUCAAUGAGGCUGUUGAAAUCUACAAGGAUCAACUGAAAUCUUCCUUAGAUAUUCUCACAGAGAAGAAAUCGGCCGUUCUACAAACGGAACUGACCCAGAAACGGAAGAUUUCCGAAGUGAGGGAGCAGGCGAGCAGUCUGCAGACCCACAUCACAUCCGAGUUCACUAAAAUGCACCAGAUUCUCACUGAGAAAGAGCAGCGUAUACUCAGAGAUCUCGGGGAAGAAGAGGAGAGGAUUGUAGAACCAAUGGAGAGAAACCUUCGAGAGAUUCAGGAGAAUUUAAAUUCUAUUGAGGAGAAACUCUCAAAGUUACAGAAACAAAUGGAACAAAAAGACGAGCUGAUGUUUCUGAAGGAGGAAGCUUGUCAGAAGAGAAGGAUUAGCGAGUACGAGAACAAACUCUCAGCUGCUGAUGACUCUCUGUCUCUCGCACAGUUCACCGGCCCUUUACAGUACACAGUCUGGAGAGAAAUGUCACACAGCAUUCACCCAGCUCCAGCCUCUCUGACUCUGGAUCCGAACACAGCGCAUCCCUGGCUCAUCCUGUCUGAGGACCGGACCAGUGUGAGACUCGGAGACAGAGAGCAGCCGCUCCCUGACUCCCCAGAGAGAUUUGAUUCCUGGGAAUGCAUCCAGGGAUCAGAGGGAUUCACAUCAGGGAGACAUUACUGGGAGGUGGAGCUGGGGGAGAUGUUCUGGUGGGCUCUGGGAGUGGUCCGAGAGUCUGUGGAGAGGAAACGGGAGAUCACCCCGAGCUCGGAGACCGGAUUCUGGAUUGUGGGGCUGCUACCCGGAUGUGUUAUUUUGCCGCCACCUCCCCCUCCCUGACCCCCCUCUCCCUGAGUGUGAAUCCCCGGAAGAUCGGGGUUUUCCUGGACCAUGAGGGUGGACAGGCGUCAUCUUACAAUGCGGACACCAUGUCCCAUCUCCACACUUACACCCACACUUUCACUGAGAGGAUCUUUCCCAUCUUCAGUCCGGGAUGGAAUGAAGGCGGGAAAAUCACCGCCCCGCUGACAAUCUGCAGGAUUAAAGGAGACUGACAGAUCCAUCCCAUAAUUUCACUCCGUCCCCCUGCCUCCUGCCAGCUGUAAACUGAUGGGGGUCGGUCUCAGUCUGGGGGAAAGAAGGAGGGAGGGGGAGAGAAGAAACAAAUAGAAGCUCAAUUGUGGAGAGGGACUGACUGGGUAGAGUGAGCUGUGAGCUGCAGGAACCCCGGGACCUUCCUGCCUGUAACGUUGCUCCACAGGCGGGAGGUGGCGCUACAUGACAGUGUUGGAAAUGAAUCAGUCAGUGGGUUUCAGACUGGGCUCAGGGGAGUCUUUCCAAGAGGAGACUAGAACAUUUCACUGCAGGGUCAGUGGGAUCUUUCUGGGGGUUGCCAAAUCAUUUCCCUGCAGGGUCAGUGGAGUCUUUCUGGUGGGAAAAUUAAAUAAUUUCAUUGCAGAGUCAGUGAGGUCUUUGCCCGGAUGGGAUUGUACUCACGCAAAAUACAAAUGUCAGACUGAUCUUCUUUAGACUUCCAGCAUGUGUUGGUAAUGUACAUGAUUUAGUAACAUAGGGAAAUUAGUCUUGUUUUGCUCAGGUUUGUAACUAUUGUCCAGAACGUUGCCGCUCUUUCAUAAAAUUGGAAAAUUUGGAAACCUCAGAUUUGAAAGGGAUGGGUAAACUGAUCAUUUGUGUCAGGAUCAUAUUUAAGUAUGUUUGAAACCGUUCAGUUUGUACAAAACUACAAUGUAGUUGGAAUUAUAGUUAUCACUUGUUCCUGAGUUAUUAUUCUCUCAUCAUUAUCUGCACUGAAGUAAUCCUUAAAUCAGCCCAAGGAAAAUGUCUUUGCUAAAAGUCAUUAUUCCAGCACUCUGUGCACAGAACCAAUUCAGAUUUUGACAAUGUUUACGUUUGUGUAAUUAUAAUUU
Messenger RNA from Chiloscyllium plagiosum (whitespotted bambooshark), 2303 nucleotides. The record is from RefSeq and is a predicted model, not a curated record. NCBI's taxonomy places the organism in Eukaryota, Metazoa, Chordata, Chondrichthyes, Orectolobiformes, Hemiscylliidae.